This is a messenger RNA of Poecilia latipinna (sailfin molly), 2148 nucleotides long. It is a transcript of the gene adhfe1, whose product is annotated as alcohol dehydrogenase iron containing 1. Gene Ontology annotation, molecular function: metal ion binding; alcohol dehydrogenase (NAD+) activity. Bases 428 to 1798 code for a protein of 456 amino acids. The record is from RefSeq and is a predicted model, not a curated record. Lineage: Eukaryota; Metazoa; Chordata; Actinopteri; Cyprinodontiformes; Poeciliidae. The transcript is spliced from 12 exons. Gene Ontology annotation, cellular component: mitochondrion.
UAUAAGGGUUUCUUUCAUGAUUUCUUUUUUGGGGGACAAUUCUAGACUUUUCCAAGAUUGGGGGGUGUCUGGACCCCCGUCCCCCCCGGGAUUUACGCCACUCCCAGCUGGGACCGGGUCGGCUGGGGGCCCGGUACAGCAGGCUGAUUCCUUCUGAGGAUUUUCAUUUUGUGAAUUCCUGUUAUGAGUGGAAGUCAAAGUAUGUGAAAAUAAACUAAUAAAAUCUUGAAUCGUUUGAGCCGACAUGAUCUGUAGAUCUGUCAGUUACUGGAACGGCCCCAGAACUCAUCCAGGUUUGAUUCUGGUUCUGGACCCGACCCGGUCUCGGGGUUCCUCUUGACUCUACUUAGCAUGAUCCGUGUUGACAGGUGCAGAUGCCCCGCCCACUCCCACACCUUCCAUCAAGGUAGGCUUUCCAUUGGUCUGCAUGUUGACCAGAUCCAACAUGACCAGUCCAGCAGAACCUCCCGGUUCUGAUCCGUGUGUGUGUGUAGGAGCGGCAGCGGCCGGCGGGAGGAAGACGGACUACGCCUUCGAGAUGGCCAGCUCCAACAUCCGCUACGGAGCCGGGGUCAGCGCUGAGGUCGGCAUGGAUCUCCAGAACCUGGGAGCCCAGAACGUGUGCCUGAUGACAGACCGGACCGUGACCCGCCUGCCGCCCAUGCAGGCCGUCCUGGAGUCCCUGGUGAGGAACCGAGUCCGUUUCCAGGUGUUCGACGACGUCCGGGUGGAGCCCACCGACUCCAGUUUUAAAGAAGCAAUCUCGUUUGCGAAGAAGGACUCGUUCGACGUGUUUGUGGCAGUGGGCGGCGGGUCCGUCAUCGACACCUGUAAAGCCGCAAACCUGUACUCCUGCCAUCCUGACGCCGACUUCCUGGACUUCGUCAACGCUCCGAUAGGGAAAGGCAGGCCGGUGACCAGAGCUCUGAAGCCACUCAUCGCAGUUCCAACGACCGCAGGCACCGGCAGUGAGACCACCGGGGUCGCCAUCUUUGACUACGAGCCUCUGAAGGCCAAAACAGGUAUCGCCAGCAGAGCGCUCCGACCCACGCUGGGCAUCGUGGACCCGCUGCACACUCUGAGUAUGCCCGAACGAGUCGCCGCCAACAGCGGCUUCGACGUACUGUGCCACGCGCUAGAGUCCUACACCGCCCUGCCCUACAGCCAGAGGGCGCCCUGCCCCACCAACCCCAUCAACCGGCCCGCCUACCAGGGCAGUAACCCCAUCAGCGACGUCUGGUCCCGCCACGCCCUCAGCGUGGUCUCCAAGUACAUGAAGCGGGCGGUGCGGGACUCGGAGGACUUGGAGGCUCGCUCCAGCAUGCACCUGGCCAGCGUGUUCGCUGGGAUCGGCUUCGGGAACGCCGGAGUCCAUCUGUGCCAUGGGAUGUCCUACCCCAUCGCUGGGAAUGUGAAAACUCACACAGCCCGGGGCUACAGCGUGGAGCACCCCCUGGUGCCUCACGGACUCUCCGUCGUUCUGACGGCGCCGGCCGUCUUCAGCUUCACUGCACCCAUGUGCCCAGAGCGCCACCUGGAGGCUGCUGAGAUCCUGGGUGCAGACGUGCGGCAGGUGAAAUGUGCGGACGCCGGCGCCGUUCUGGCUGACACGCUGCGCCGCUUUCUGUUUGACCUUCAGGUGGAAGACGGACUCGGCGCCGUCGGAUACGAUAAGGACGACAUUCCUGCUCUGGUGAAAGGAACGCUGCCUCAGGAGCGCGUGACCAAACUGUCUCCGCGGGCGCACACCGAGGAGGACCUGAGCCGCCUGUUUGAGACCUCCAUGAAGCUGUAUUGAUCCUCCUGGAGCCACCAGGGGGCUCCACCUUCAUCCUGCAGCUAAUUAAUCAGUAUUUGACCGGGUCAGAACCGGGUCAGAACCGGUCUCCAAUGAAUUGUGAUUUAAAGCUUCAUGAAAAACAGAUCCAGAACUUGAAGUUCUGAAGGAAUCAAGUGAUGAUUUAUUGGGUCAGAACCGGGUCGGAUCAGGACCGGUCUCUAUUGAAUCGUGUUUUAAAUCUUCAGUGAUGUAUUCAUGAAAAACAGAACCUUAAGUUCUGAAGGAAUCAUGUAUUGGACCGGGUCGGAUCAGAUCCGGCUGUUUUUAUGAUUUUAACUUUUGAUCAGAAUAAAAUCUUCUGAAUCUGC